CGUAGCGAGACUAGUCCGAACUUGAGUCCCGAGUGAGUGAACGCAUUUUUACCGAGACAUAUUAGUGAUAAAAGGUUCCAGCAAAUUGCAUUAGUUAGAAGUUUGUGGUCAUGAUCAACACCCGACAAGUCCUCCCCAUGAUAGGGGUGACCCUGGUGGAAGACUUCGUCAAGAAUCCUCCACCGUAUUUCCAGGUUCAGCACUGUGUUCGGCAUCCUGUCAUAAGACCCAUACCUGAACAGGUCAAUCUCUGUGCCCAUGACAAAUCACACGAAGCCUGGUUUCCAGAUUCCAUGGGAAGAGUUUUAAAAGUUUCAACAGUUGCCCAGUAUGAUCAGCUUGUGGAGAGAUUGUUGAGCCGCCCUCUGGUGUUUGACGUCAAGUUGGAGAGAAGGCACAAGUCAGGAAGGAUCCGCUAUAUCUUGAAAUGUGAUAUUAUCGUGACAGUGAACACAUCACAUCCUGUCAUUAAGAAUCAAAUGCAACAAAUCUUUAGCGGAGGAAGGGAAGACAUCGUCAAUGAACGGAACUUUGCUCUCGAGUUCAACUUCAACAGCAUUCUCAAAUCCUGGUUCAGUACUGUACAUCAGGGACAAGACGGAAUCUUUGACACGACCUACGACUGUACCUACGCUGACUUCGUGGUGACCAACUCGACCGAAUUUAACAGCAUGUAUUCUUGUUCACCCGAGGGUGUCUGUUUGUUCCUCAUGUGCCUGCCUUGCUGUAUCUUCAUGUGUCCAGCAUAUAGGAUUGCCCGUUGCCUUACCACCGUUGACCGCGACACUGACGUCCGUGGCGACGUCUCCUACCUGACCUUUAAACGAGAGCAACGUUCCGCGCAGGACGAACUCCUGGACAUGUUCCGUCAGUACCUGGUGCAGCAGAUGAUGGAGCAAGGUAGCAGGCAGAAUAGGGAACAACCGUAUCUGGGUGUGGCAGACGUCACCAGGCAACCCGGCGGGAGGGGAGGGGCAGCAAUCCCAAGGCCGGGGCCACCACCUCCUCCCGGGAGCGGGUUCCAACAGCAUCCUGCAGAGAUGUUCCAUCCAUACGCACCACCUCAAGUGCAUGAAAGCGGCCACGUGGAGCGGCCAGUAGCUCCCUAUGGAUACGGGCAAACCCUGCCCCCUCCCGGUGGACCUAUGCCUGUCAACCCCAUGGGACCGACCCCACUACCACCAGGACCAGCAGGCGUGGCGAUCGCACCCCCUACCAUGGCCCACCCCCAAGCCCCACCCAGCUACAGCCAGCCGUUGGGAGCCCCCGCCCCAGCCCAGCCAGAGCUGCCUUCGUACGACUACGUGAUGGCACAGAACACUGACCAAGAUCAGCUUAUCACUUGAGUAUAUAUGUAUCUUAUGGGGCAGGUCUCACCAACGAAAUUGAUGCCAGUGCGAUCUUAGGUAUUGUGUUAUUUUAAAUGGCAUACCAUCGAUCGGUUUGGAGUCGGUUUCAUUGGUAUGACUGUAAUGUAAGUUCCAGCCUUACCCACUGAUCAGCAUGUUCACCCAUGCCAAGAUAAAUCACCAUUUUUUGAUUAUGUUUAUCUUAGAAAUGAAUCUCGAGUGCAAAUGAAAGUUCCAGCAAAUGCAACCAAGGAUUGAUUGCUUAUUUGAUUUGAUUUAUUUCCAUAAUACUUAGAUAGACUACAACGAAUUCAGAAUCGUGCAGCUCGUAUUAUUUCAAUGGCUAGAAAAUAUGAUCAUGUGUCUCCUUUGUUCAAAAAACUUCAUUGGUUACCGGUAAGAAAGAGAAUUACAUAUAAGAUUGCAUUGCUUGUUUACAUGUCCAUGAAUAACCUAACACCACAAUACAUAUCAUGUCUGUUUUCUCCAGUUCAACAAAGUCAAUAUUCAUUACGUUCUAGAACAGACCCUUUUCUUUUACAAGUCCCAAGAAUGAACUCCAAGAAAGGUCAACAAUGCAUAGGUUUCACAGGUCCCAGUAUUUGGAAUAAUCUCCCUAUCAACAUCCGCUCAUGUCCUUCACUGCAAUUAUUCAAAAACAAACUAAAGACCUAUUUAUUUUCUUUGUAAUAUCCAUUUGAUUAAUAUUGUUAGCAC
Molecule: messenger RNA, 2066 nt
Organism: Lytechinus variegatus (green sea urchin)
Lineage: Eukaryota; Metazoa; Echinodermata; Echinoidea; Temnopleuroida; Toxopneustidae
Exons: 8
Coding region: 111-1346 (411 amino acids)
Source: RefSeq, a predicted model, not a curated record